AUGGUUAAACGUGAAGAAAAGCCAUCACAAACACCUCCUUCACACCAUUUACCCAUUGAUCCCCAUUCAAGUGAUCACGUGCAACAACAACAACAUUCAACUAUAACAACAAAUAUGUCAUUAACAGCUGAACGUGAAGCCUAUUUACGAUUAGCAGCACAUUCAAUGGAAACUUCCAGACAAGUUGCACCUAAUUUUAAUAUUCAUUCACCAAAAGCUUAUGGUGGUUAUAUCACUAUAGAUAUCUAUAAACAUAUAGUUGUUGUUCUUGUUGUUGUUGUUGUCAAUAUUAUCGUUAUUGUUAUUUCACUCAUAUCUGACAUGGAAGGCGAUGUUGUCUUGCUUGGAUUAAUGGGCUGGAAUGCCGCUGCAUCAACGGCAACACAGUUUAUACCAUUCCCAACGACAACUGAAGUGUGCUAUGAAUUGUUGACAGGAGCGCCACCCCCACAAAAUCAUGCUGGUCCAUAUGAUCAACAAAGAACAACGUAUGUAAAUGGUUUAUCAUCAUCAUCAUUUGAUCAAGCUCAACAACAAACACUUAGUGAUACAAAUUUGUACAUAAAAAAUUUACCACCAGAGUAUUCUGAUAAAGAUCUUGCUGCCCUAGUCGAAGGUUGCGGUAAAAUUAAAUCAAUGAAAGCAAUCAUUGAUAAACAAACAAAUAAAUGUAAAGGUUUUGGUUUUAUUGAUUUUGAAUCCCAUGAAGAUGCACAAAAUGCAAUAACUGAAUUACAAAAAAAAGGCUAUACAGCACAAUUAGCUAAAUCAUCUCAACAACAAGAACAAGAUGAAACAAAUUUAUAUUUUGCUAAUUUGGAUUUAAAUAUGACAGAACAAGAUUUACGACAAGCAUUAAGUGACUAUGGUAAUGUCGUUAGUGUACGAAUUUUACGUGAUCAACAAAAACAAUCACGUGGUGUUGGUUUUGCACGAAUGAAUGAUAAAAAACAAUGUCAAGAAAUUAUUGAUCAAUUCCAUAAUAAAACUUUUCCAAAUUUUACUGAUAAACCUGUACAAGUUAAAUUUGCUGAUGCUAGUAAAAAUAAAAAAUUAUAUAAAUCAGGUUUAGAUGAUAUGAAAAGUGGUCCUCCAUUAUAUUCACCAAUGGAACAAACAGGAUCUUAUCCACCACAAGCAGUUCUCUAUUCACCAUGGACACAAAUAUCACCACAACAAGUUCCAGUUCAUACACAAUCAGCACCUCAACAUCCAAUGUAUGGUACAGCGGCACCAUUACGAUCGACAUUAACAGGUUAUAAUCAUCCUAUUCCGUCCUAUAUGCAAUCAACACCUGAAAAUGGUGGCGCUUUUGUAGUACCAUUACCUGUACAACAAUUACAACAAUUACAAAUAGCCAAUGGUCAUCCUGGAGCAUAUUGUGUUCCCAAUCGCAAUCACAACCACAACAUGAUCAAUAAGUGA
Molecule: messenger RNA, 1425 nt
Organism: Rotaria sordida
Lineage: Eukaryota; Metazoa; Rotifera; Eurotatoria; Philodinida; Philodinidae
Source: the annotation of a GenBank genome assembly